Molecule: messenger RNA, 1534 nt
Organism: Gadus morhua (Atlantic cod)
Lineage: Eukaryota; Metazoa; Chordata; Actinopteri; Gadiformes; Gadidae
Product: UEV domain-containing protein
Exons: 6
Coding region: 222-794 (190 amino acids)
Biological process (GO): protein transport; protein modification process; endosome to lysosome transport
Cellular component (GO): ESCRT I complex
Molecular function (GO): ubiquitin binding
Source: RefSeq, a predicted model, not a curated record
GCACCUCCCUGCGUCCUUGUCUGGAUGAGUCCAAUACAAAUCACGUGGAGUCUCAUGAUAACCCUUCAUUGGUCUACGGUGGACCGACCAUAAAAAGCCUGUCCAUAAAGUGACGAGAGAGAUUACAUGUAGAGCAACCAGCUGAGGGUUUUUUUGAUCGGACCUGGAUUUUUGUUUGUUUUGUUUUAGAUUUCAAACAAACAUCACUAUAUUAUGAUACAAUGGAUUCAAUUAAGAAAUUGCUUCCCAAGACGUAUUUUCAAAGGAAACGGGUUGCUCAGGAGGUGUACAUUGUAGUCACUCAUUACAAAAACCUAAUGCCAGUGCUGGACAAUUAUGUAUUCAAUGACGGCAGAACAAACUACUUAAUGAGUUUAUCGGGAACCAUUCCCGUCAUGUUUAAAGACACGAGCUACAACAUCCCAGUGUGCUUAUGGCUGGAUGAGAGCUACCCCCAGACAGCCCCUAUCUGCUAUGUAAAGCCCACCAAGGACAUGGUGACGGUCAGGGGGAAACACGUGGACAGCAACGGGGAGGUGAUGCUGCCCUUUCUGCAGGAAUGGAGCCAGGAGACGUGUGACCUGGUGAGCCUUCUGCAGGUGAUUUCGGCCGUGUUUGGUGAAUCUCCGCCCGUGUGUGUCCGCCCCCCACAGGAGACUGCCCAGGAGACGGCCCAGGCCUCGUGCUCUCUCCAGUUCUACAGACAAGCAGAAGGACUUGAUGAAGACGCACAACUAUUUCUGACAACAGAAGAUGAUCAGCCUUUUCAUCAAGACAAUGAAACUAACUGUUAAAACCUACUAUAUAUUUUCCAUUAUAAAAUCAAUGUAGGCCUAUUAUACAUUUGUAAAUGUGUUUCCUUUAAUAUAGCAAUAUCCCCGCUAUUUAGUGUCACUAGCCUAUUGUUUGAUAAGUUUUGUAUUCUUUUUGAAGGUCAAUGUUUAAAUAAUUUUCUGCUGAUAUAUUCUAAAUAGACAUAGGUUAGUAUAGUAGCUAGGGUGUAUUAUACACAUACAUAUAAUGUCUAACACACAUACAUUUAUGCAUAGAUAUUUGUAUAUGGUGUAUAGCCUUUUAGCCUACCUAAUGCAGCAAUCUUUCUCUCCUUGCUUCCCUCUACUUAUCUCUAUAUAUUGAAUGCAUGCGACCAGCUUUACAUAAGUCUCAAACAUUUGUGUUUUGUUAAUCAUGAUGCUUAAUACUGUAUAUAUAUCUUUAGUGAAAAUGACUACAGUAAUCUGUCUGUCCCCAGUGAUUUACAGUUCACAAGAUGUGAUGACAAAUGUUAUUUCUGUUCCAGGCUAGUUCCUAUGUGUUUUUAUUUGGUAAUCUACGUUUUAAGAAUUGAUGAAUACAAGCUUGAGAUUGAUUAUUAAUUAAUCACAGCAAAUUGUUGUGUUUUAUAUGUGCAUGCAUGUAGGCCUAUGUCUGCAGAUAUGCUUGUAUGUAUGCAUGUGUUUAUGUUGGUGAAGGGAUAUACAGACAUUCUUUGUACAGUUUGUUGAUUGUUGUAUACCCAGCUCAAAUAAAAAGA